Molecule: messenger RNA, 3204 nt
Organism: Aquila chrysaetos chrysaetos
Lineage: Eukaryota; Metazoa; Chordata; Aves; Accipitriformes; Accipitridae
Exons: 5
Coding region: 104-2587 (827 amino acids)
Molecular function (GO): protein binding; calcium ion binding
Source: RefSeq, a predicted model, not a curated record
AGGAGGUCAGUCCCCGCUGCGGGCAGCCGCUCCGAGGAGCCCAGCCCCGAGGCCGCACUUGCUCCGGGCGCUGUCCCGCACCUUCCCGCAGGCGCGGCCGGAGAUGCCGGGGAGACGGCUGUGGUGGGCGCGCUGCUGGCUCGGCGUCUGCCUCUCGCUGCUGGGCGCGGGGGGCGGCAGCGCCGAGCCCUGCCGCGGUCCCCCCUGCGGCGGCGGCGGCGGAGGAGAGGCGCCCCCGCCGCCCUGCCGCGGGGCCCGCUGCGGCGGCAGGGCCGGCCGCCCGGCGCGCUCCUUCCUCCACACCGCCACGCCGCUGCGGCCGCCGCAGGGCAAGGCGCCGCCCGUCGCCCCUCACGCCGCCCCGCCGCCCCGCCCGCCGGCCGGCAGCGCCCCGCACCCCGCCGCCAGGGGGGGCGCGCCGGAGGCCUGCCCCGGCGGAGGCUGCGCCGCCAACGGCACCCGCCGCGACUGCCAGGGCCUGGAGUGCCGCCUGCCGCCCCGCCUGCGCCCGCGGCCUCGCGGCCCGGGCUGCGCCGCCGCCGCCGAGGGCUGCCCCGAGCCCGCCCUGCUGCGCGCCGCCGAGAGAGCCGCCCAGUUCGCGGGGGACGACUUCGCCUACGCCGGCCCCGAGCUGGGCGGCGGCGCCCUGGGGGUGCAGCUCACCUGCGACGUCAAGCCAGGAGAAAAUGAAGUUCCAUCUGAAGAUGCCCUAAUACUACAGCUGUACCUUGCAAAAGGGCAUGAGAAGUUUACUGAAAUGCUAAAAAGCCAACAGCAGAUAAUUGUCGAUUUGCAGCAAAAACUUGCUGAACAGCAGCACGUAUUGGUUAGCCAGCAACGGGAGAUUCUUGAACAGCAAAGAAAAAUGUAUGAACAAAUGGAUCUGAUCAAAGUCCAGUAUGGCAUGCUUUUUGAUACGGUGAAACAAAUGUCAUUUCAGAGUUUGCAAGAAGAUAUUCAAAAUUAUUUUGAAAGUCAUCUUCAAGGACUUCAGAACCAGGACAGAGAUGAGUGCACUGAAUCUCCAAGCAUUUGUGGUGAGAGGAUAAAAUGCCUGAAUACUCCGGGUGGUUUCCGAUGUCUUGGAAUUGCUGAGAAAGAUGCAGCUUUGGGACUGUGUGGAGACGAGUAUUUCUUUAAUAAGGAAAUGCAGGAAUGCCAGGCGUGUUUAAAAUGUGAAGAUGGAAUGGUGGCCAUGCCUUGUUCUACUGUCAGUGAUACAGUUUGUUCAACAACCAGUGAAAACAAGCUCUCAGAAUCUUGGGCUGCAAACAUCAUUCUACCCUCUGUAAAGUCUGGCAUCUCUCAGGUCUACUCUGGCUUGAACUUGAAGAUAAAGGGAAAGCUUCCCUGUGAAAUCCUAUCUGUUGAAGAUAACAGCCUGGUAUUCAGGCAGCAUGGUCUGUUGUGGACUGACCUAAAUUUUGCAGUAAAGCACAACUGCAGGAAUUUUUUGCAACUUUCCUUAAAGCUAAAUGGCAGUGAGGAAGGCUAUGAACUGAGUGGUGUUCGCAUUGAACAGCCAGAAGGAAAGUAUUUCCAGAGCACUAGUUUAAGCAGUGCUGCUGAAGUGGAGCCCAGCCAAACUCUUUCUGUGUAUUUGAGGAGCCCCAAUCAAUUCUGCAAUCAAAGUAAAGACUUAAAUAUUUAUGAUCUUAAUACCCCACUCAGUUUGUUUUGGUUGUCCCAUGACACGGGUGCUGUGGCACUCAGUGCACAGAUGUCAACAGCAAUGCAUUACCAAACCAACUAUCGACCUACCUUUAAAAUAAUAUCUGUUUCCGACCCUUACAUGCUAAGUUUAUCUCAUGAUGGCAGAGCUAUAAAGUUCACUGAAACUGGUGUUGUCAAAUUUGUGUUCCACCAAGCAUUGUAUUCCAUGGGUCAUACGUGCGUCCGGGAGGGCUUCUCCUUAAUUUCUUAUAUCAAUAGGAAUGGUACCAACAGAGAAUUAAUGAAUGUAUUUAAAUCUGGGGUAAACUACAGAGACACAUCAAUAUCUGCUUCUGGGGCCACAAAAGUUGGUGCUGGAGAUCUGAUUAGCUUUGAGAUACUUUCUCCUGCACAGUGUAAUGUUCGGUAUUUUGGAGAUAGUUCUGGAAUUAGUAUCUUUAGCCUCAUCUGGAUCCCUUCAGCGGUUUCUAGUGCCAUAUCAGCCACAGUUUCUGUUACAGGUCUGCCUACUGGAGCUGUGAGAAACAAAUUACUGGAUUUCACCCAGGUCUCAUCCAAUGAGAAACAGAUACAGCUGGUUUCUUCUGGACAGCUUGCUCAGAAGUAUUUCAUUUUUACUGAAAAGGGAGUUGCCAGCCUUGCAUUUAAUUUGAAGCUAAUCCACUCAUGCAAUGUGCUCAAAAUGACUCUCAAUCAGUUGACCAUGGAUCACAUGCAACCCACAGCGAUUGCUCAGCAGAUUGGAGGUCAGAUGCCAGAGGGAAGCAUAUGGACCAGUGUGUCCCUCCGUGCAUCUUUUGAAGUAUAUAAUGGAACACUGAUAGCAGUUUCUCUUGACUGUGUGCGUGGAAGGAUCAAUCAGAUCACUCAUGAACAUGGAACUAGUAUAUCUAUUUUAUGGAUUUCAUCUUAACUUCUGUACAGUGAAGGUAGCACAGAACUGGGGUUUAAAUUGCAUUUGGAUUCUACUCUGAUUCUAUACAUAUUUGACACCUUAUACUGUGUCGACAUGAGCAGAUUGUCCCACUAAAAUGCUCUCAAUUUUUAGGAACAUUUAAAUAUAAUCUUAAUUGAAUGAUCAGUAUGUAAAGAAAAGAGAGCUUUCAGUGUUCCAAGAUUUUACUUCUUUUAACAUCUUCAGGCAGGGAAACUUUGAAUUCCGGUCAAACUCUCUUAUUUUUAAUAAAGCAGCCUCUUAAAAUGAGUUAUUUCUGGACCACAAGAAAUUGCAGGUGAGGGUAAAUACAUACCUUUUAGUACUGCAGCUGAAAGCAGCACAGCCAAAUAAUGGAAACCUGCUUUCAGUUUCUUCACUGCAGCAGGCUAAUAGCAAGACUAAAUGUACUUUGCGGCUAAUUUGUCUACAUCUUAUAAAAUGUUGUGCUUUCUAUAAAUGGAGAGAACAUGCCUCAGACUAGAGGUUAUACUAUGGUAACACUGGAGUAUACAUGCCUAAUCUUAUAGAAAUGGACAUGGGUCAAAAAUGGGACAUUGUUUAAUAACUGCUCUCAACAAAAACAUUAGAACUAA